AUCACUGUGAAGAGGACACAGAGGUACAGUAAUCCUGGAAAAACCUGUCACGGUUCUGAUGACGAUCCAGUGAUACAGUACAUGAUCACGGUCUAAUUAUUGAGCCUUGCGUAAACAGCCUGAGCUCCUCAAUGCGGUCAGCUUCUGUCCCAGCCCAUGUCUGAUCCUCACAAGCUGCUGACAGAUAUCUGAGCAGAGGUCAAGCCUACAUUGGUGCAAACGUUAGAGAUUCCACAGGUGUUGGUUCAUGCACUGGACUGUGUUGUGCAGAGCGGGGGCAUGGCUGGCAAUGGGGAGUAUAAAGCCUGAGACUGGGCACACAGUCAAGGAGCGCAAGAGGGAGAACAACUGUGCAGCAGUGAACUACACACAGGCCUUUUGGGGGGUUCUGUCUUUUUUCUUCACAACAGCAGCCACACAGUUGUCACUGUCACUAUGAGUCGCAGCCCAGAGAGGAUCUCCUCCUACCGCCGUCAUUUUGAGGACAGCAGCAGCUCAUCCUACGAGGUCAGGGUCUCCAGCCCUUCCCCCACCAGGAGAGAUGCCCGUAAUGGCUCUAUGGGAUACUCCUGCAGAUCAGGGGCCGGAGGCAUGCGUGUGGAGUCAGUAGGACGAAGGACCGCCUCAGCUGCACGCCGGCCUCGCCUGGUCGGAGCAGGAAUGGGUCUAGGAGCCUUGGUAUGUGUUGGACCGACUGGAGAACCUGCCAUGGAUCUGGACGCUGCUGCGGUUGAGAACCAGGAAUUUCUGAGCACUCGUACAAAUGAAAGACAGGAGAUGAUUGUCCUCAAUGACAGACUAGCUGUUUACAUCGAUAAGGUUCGAUCACUUGAGCAGCAAAACAAGCUGCUGGAAGCAGAGAUCGGAGUCUACCAAAACCGGUUUGAGAAGCCAACAGGUCUCCGCCUCUUAUAUGAAGAACAGCUGAAGGAGCUGAAAAAGAUCGCUGACCAGAUGAGAGUUCAGCGGGACAUUUCAUUGGCGGCAAAGGACUCCACAGCUGCUCAACUCGAGGCCAUUAAAAUCAAGUAUGAAGAAGCAAUUGAGCAGCGCAAGAAAGUUGAGGCUGAAAUCGAAGCCUUCCGUCCAGAUGUUGAUGCAGCCACCUCCUCACGCAUUGCCUUGGAGAAGAAGCUGGAGCAGCUGGAAGUUGAGAUUGAAUUCCUGAGGCGAGUCCAUCAGCAGGAAAUUGACGAGCUCAUGCAGCAGAUCUACGCAGCUCAUGUCACAGCUGAGAGUGCAUUUACUCUGCCUGAUCUGGCCAGUGCUCUGAAACAAAUCCAAAACCAAUAUGAUGACAUUGCAGCCAAAAAUCUCCAGGAGAUGGAUUCAUGGUAUAAGAAUAAAUUUGAAGAUAUAACCAAGAAGACAUCAAAACAUGUGGAUAGGGUUCGAGGUUUUAGAGAGGAACUAGCAGGAGCCAAAAAGGAUAUCCAAAGCAAAGAGCGAGACCUGGACGCCCUCAGGACAAAAAAUGAAGCUCUAGAGGCCCAGAUUCGUGAGAGACAAGAAAAGUACAGGAAGGAACUAGAAGACCUGCAGGCUCGGAUUGAGGCCCUGAAGCUUGAGCUGAAAUCCACCAAGGAGAAAAUUGCGCUGCACCUGCGCGAGUACCAGGAACUUCUGAAUGUCAAGAUGGCUUUGGAGAUUGAGAUUACAACUUACAGAAAACUGAUUGAGGGAGAAGAUCUGCGACUCGCUGGCAUGAUGCAAACCAUGUCCCUUACCAGCUGUAGCAUGAGUGCCAUUGGUACUGGGAUGAGCUUCGGUGGAGGAGGCGUAGGCGGUGUAGGUGGAAUGGGCAGAGGCUUAAUUGGAUCUAGUGGUGGUGGUGUUGGAGGAAUAGGAGCUGGAGUAGGAGUAGGUGGAGGUAUGGGAGCCACUUCAGGUAGUUCUAUUGGGAGAAUGGGGGGAAGAAUGGGUGCUCCUGGUGCAGAUGACUGGAAGAGUCCAGCUGGUAGGGGAGGGCUUACAGGUAUGAGUGGCAGUCAUGGACUGGGAGCUGGAGUUGGAGAUGCGGGUGCUGGAGGUGGGCUAAUAGGGUCUGGAGGCACUGGUCUGGUUGCUGGUGUUGGUUCUGGCCUUGGAGGGGUGGGGAGUGGAGCAGGAGGUGUAGCCAUGGGUCUUGGAGGGGUGGGAGCUAGUGCUGGAGGUGUAGGCUUUGGUUCUGGAGCUGCAGGUAGUGGUCUGGGAGGUGUGGAUAUUGGAGCUGGAGGUGUAGGAUUUGGUCCUGGGGGUGUGGGCACUGGACCAGGAGAUGUGGGCACUGGACCUGGAGGUGCAGGCAUUAGUCCUGCAGGUGUGGGCACUGGUCCUGGAGGUGUCGGCAUUGGUCCUGCAGGUGUGGGCACUGGUCCUGGAGGUGUAGGCACUGGACCUGGAGGUGUAGGCAUUGGUCCUGGAGGUGUAGGCACUGGACCUGGAGGUGCAGGCAUUGGUCCUAGAGGUGCGGGAAGUCUUUCUGGAGGUGUAGACACUGGUCUUGGGGAUGUAGGACCUGGUGCUGGAGGUGUGUUCUCUGGUCCUGGAGGAGUAGGGGCUGGUGCUGGAGGUGUGGGGGCUGGUGCUGAAGGUGUGUUCUCUGGUCCUGCAGGUAUAGGGACUGGUGCUGAAGGUGUGUUCUCUGGUCCUGCAGGUGUAGGGACUGGUGCUGAAGGUGUGUUCUCUAGUCCUAGGGGUGUAGGGGCUGGUGCUGGAGGUGUGUUUUCUGGUCCUGGAGGUGUAGGGGCUAGUUCAGAUGGUAUAGGCACUGGUCUUGGGGGUGUGGAAGGAGGCGUGGGGGGAAUAUUGGGGUUUGAUACUGCAGGCAGAGGUGAAGAUAGCACUGGGGGUGUCAGGAUUGGUACCGAGGACGGACCUGCAGGUUCAGGUGUCAAGGGUGGUCCUGGCAUGGAGUUUAGUGGUGGAAUUGUUGGUGUAGGUGGGGUGGGAGGAAUAGGAGGGGUCGGAGGUGGAGACCAUGGCAUGCCCGGUGCUCAACUGGGAGGCGUUGGAGGAGAAGAGGGCAUGAGUGCAAUGAGUGGAGAUGGCGUGGUGGGUGGGAGAGUGGGGAGGGGAGGGGCAGGAGUGAGUGACAGCAGUGGUGCUGGGAUGGGAUUUGGAUCAGAUGGAUAUGACAACUUUGAGCCCUAUGCUGAGCAGGCUGUGGAGCUGACAGAGAGAAGGACAGUUCUGAUUAGGACAAUAAAAACUGAGGAUGACGUGCUGGAGACAGACCACCACGAACAGACCUACAUCAUCACCGGUGCAGCCGAUGACUCUGACGACGACUGAGCAGCGCAAAUUCUCAACUGACCUCUUCUCGCCCUUAAACCUCCACGCCCCUUUGAGCUCUCGCACUGACCAAAGCCCAUGUCUGGGCACUGACCUUUGCCCUUUUGGCCUGGAAAAGAACACCAUAAAUGACCCUUUGCAGCAGAUUUAAGCCUUCACCCAUGGGUUCUUAAUAUGCCUCACAACACUUAACACGCUCUUGAAACUUUUGUAUGCCUUGCACACCCCUUUUCUCCUUUCAUUGCAAAUAAAGCAAUCAGCAUUCAA
Molecule: messenger RNA, 3540 nt
Organism: Sphaeramia orbicularis (orbiculate cardinalfish)
Lineage: Eukaryota; Metazoa; Chordata; Actinopteri; Kurtiformes; Apogonidae
Product: keratin, type II cytoskeletal 1
Exons: 11
Coding region: 436-3273 (945 amino acids)
Biological process (GO): intermediate filament organization
Cellular component (GO): cytoplasm; intermediate filament
Molecular function (GO): structural constituent of cytoskeleton
Source: RefSeq, a predicted model, not a curated record